AUGGUCGUCUACUCCUUCUACAUCUUCGACCGGCACACGGAAUGCAUCUACCUGAAAACAUGGCUCCCCGCCGCCGACCGCCCGACCUCACAACCACCACAACCGCCCCCGUCCUCCUCGGCCGGUGCCGCCGCCGCGCCUCCGUCCCAGCAGCUCCGCCGCGGCAACCAGACGGGCCUGGGCUCGGACGACGCCAAGCUCGUCUUCGGCACCGUCUUCUCCCUGCGCAACAUGGUCCGCAAGCUCGGCGGCGACGACGACGCCUUCAUCAGCUACCGGACCUCGGGCUACAAGCUGCACUACUACGAGACCCCCUCCAACCUGAGGUUCGUCAUGCUCACUGACACGGCCACCCUGAGCAUGCGCAACGUCCUGCACCAGAUUUACAUUAAUUUAUGGGUUGAAUACGUUGUCAAGAAUCCUCUAUCGCCGGCCGAACACAAGGGUGGAGAGGGCGUCAAGAAUGAGCUGUUCGAGCUGGGCCUGGAUCAGUUCAUCAGGGGUCUGAUGUGA
Molecule: messenger RNA, 513 nt
Organism: Colletotrichum karsti
Lineage: Eukaryota; Fungi; Ascomycota; Sordariomycetes; Glomerellales; Glomerellaceae
Product: trapp complex subunit
Exons: 2
Coding region: 1-513 (170 amino acids)
Biological process (GO): endoplasmic reticulum to Golgi vesicle-mediated transport
Cellular component (GO): TRAPP complex
Source: RefSeq, a predicted model, not a curated record